Molecule: messenger RNA, 2436 nt
Organism: Penicillium cataractarum
Lineage: Eukaryota; Fungi; Ascomycota; Eurotiomycetes; Eurotiales; Aspergillaceae
Exons: 5
Coding region: 1-2436 (811 amino acids)
Source: RefSeq, a predicted model, not a curated record
AUGGACUUUUGGUCUCGUCUCAUCGGCGGCUCACGCGCGCCGUCCAAGCCCUCUCGGGCCACAUCGCCCACUGAACGACUGACGGCCUUCAAACGCGCCUGCAAUGCCCUCCAGCAAAUAUGGCGCUCCACCAAUACGCCGUCCGCCGAGCAGUCGACCGCCCACGCGCGCACCUACAUCGAACGACUCAACUCCAUCCUCAGCGAUGAGUCCCGCGGUCCAGCGCCGCACCCCUGUGUCGCCUACGCAGCCUCCUCUCAGAUAUUCGUGACGGUCACGAAACUCGCUUUAUCAUACUAUGACGAGAACGUGCUGCAAUCUGCUACGGUCUUCUUCAACACGCUUAUUGAUGCCGAGGUCGACGGCGUAGUGGAUAACCGACUCUUUGCUCGCGCGCUGGUCGAUCUAGUUCGUCGUGCGGAUAAGGCAUCUGGCGAAAUUGAGGGUCGCUUGGUGGAAUUGCUGUUCGGCAUCGCCAAUAAUAUCCGCCUACAGCCUGCCACCUUGCCGGCCUGGUUUGUGCCCCGGGUCACGCCUACCGGUCAGGAUAACGAGUCGCCAGCUCCCAGUGGUACGGAGUUCGCCGGUGCGACGCGCAAGGACGAGUUCCCGCUGUUCUAUCUGCUGGUUGAAUAUGUUCAUAAUGAAGGACGUGCGGGCGAUUUUGCUCGUACGGGGCUGUUGUAUCUUAUCGAGACCGCGUCGCGAUCGAAGAAUUUGGAGAAAUGGCUGAUUGAGAGUGAUUUGGCAACGCUGAUGGCGACAGGUCUGGGUGCGUUGUAUAGUCAGUUGGGCGGCUUGACAUUUACACCCACUGACGAGAAUGUGCCUCGGAUCAUUGCACUCUCGGAUCAUGCCAAAGAAGAGACAGCAUUACACCCGGCCUUGAGCGAGGCGAUGGAUGCAUUCAUGUCUUAUCUGCUGUUUUGGCAAGAUACCAUUGAUCAUUGCAAGUCCGAGGAAGUGAACGAUACGCUCUUGGAUCAUUUCCAGGUGCUUUUCCUCGAGCAACUUUUAUACCCUUCUUUAUUGGAAUCCUCGGAUGUGGCAGGCGGUUCCACUGCCGCGGUCUUAACCUAUCUCUGCCGGAUCCUCGACUCGAUCGACCAAGGCGAGCUAGUUCACCGGAUCCUGCAUUUCUUACUCGCUUCCUCUCCGCCACCAGAGGAACAAAUGUCCAUGUCGGCCAGUCGUCGGAAAUCACUCGACGUCCUGGCUGCCCUAGCAUCGGAAGCAGCCCAGCCUUCCCCUUCACUGUUCAACUUGCGUGAUCUGGCGCUCCUUGGACUUCAUUCUUCCAAUCGACAGACUGUGCUGGCCACACUGCGUCUGUUGAAUGUCGUCUUACAGCGUCAUCAUCCCUUUGCUCGUGCUCUCAUCCAUACGAUUCCCAGUCAGCCGGCACGACAGCGGACCGUUGGCGCGUUUAAUGCUGAGCUAGAACAUCUCCUCGAACUGGGCACGUCACUCAUCGCCGAGCCCACAUUGAACGAAUCAUAUGAGAAUUACGUUGCGGAUGCGACCUGGGUACUCGAGUCUCGGCUAUGCCUCCCAGUUUCUAUGGACGAUAGCGAGGAUGAAAUCCCUCUUCCACUGCAGCUUCAACAAGAUGAUCCUAUUAUUCAAGCUCUUCUCGUGUGUGUGGAGAACUUCUUCACCAACAGUGUUAUCGUCAACCUCGCCUUGACCGGAGUUCUAAUGAGUCUGGCCUCCUCUCAUCUGUUCUCACUGGAUGGCUGGAUCUUGGUCGACCCUCUUCAAUACAAUCCCCCUUCUCAAGAGGACUCCUCUGACGAUGCAGAUGGUAUCCGUCGAGCCUAUCAAACACCUACAUGGCCUGCCACUGCAUCCCCGACAUUGACCUCGGCCCUCGAGAAGCUGGUAACCCAGGUCCGUCAAUGGCAGCAAGAACUGCCAGACUUUGAUGUCCUGGUCGCAGCCCGGCGAGAACUCCUACACCAAGAAGAUCGCCCACAAACGCCAGAUCGCUCACGGGCACCAUCCGAGCCUCCUGUUCCUGCAUCGGGCGACCGUUCCCGUUUGUCCUACCCAGGAUCCCCCGAUCCUUCUGCCCCGGCAUCCCGCGGCCGAUCGCCACAGCCCAUCAGCUCCCCACCCAUGGCACCUACCUUGAUGAGAGGUGAAUCCACAGCCCGUCCCCUAGAAUCGCGGGGCUCAUCUACAUCUCGGAUCGCGGCAAUGGAAGUCCUCCGCCAGCGACUGGCCACGCCUUUCCCUACGGUAGCUACACAGCCACAGGCCACGGAGGAGACGGAGGAGGCAGCUACAACGGAGGACGUGGAAUCUGAAUAUCCCCCCGUGGCAACAUUAGGUCACGUUCUAACAAACGUGGUGAUUCUAUACGAGUUCCUCCUGGAACUCUCGGCCGUGGUACAAGCACGUGGGAGUCUCUUUGAAGAAGCGGGAUAUUUGUAA